Molecule: messenger RNA, 783 nt
Organism: Suillus paluster
Lineage: Eukaryota; Fungi; Basidiomycota; Agaricomycetes; Boletales; Suillaceae
Exons: 5
Coding region: 1-783 (260 amino acids)
Source: RefSeq, a predicted model, not a curated record
AUGUCCAUUCCUGACUCUGAAAUCCAAUGCUUCUCACACCGUGCCGCAAAUGACAUCUAUGAUCGCGUCAGUGAUGCGAUGAUGAAGCUCGGCAAAGAUGGCUUAGGAGAAGCUGACUUCAGUAUCGAUUGGUGCACAACCAUGCAAGACAACUAUAGCGGAACGAAUUGGUCAUAUGUGAAUACGAAGGAUGGUCGACCGUUUAAGACCAACAUCAUCAGCCAGAUUGCGACCUCCACAUGUGGCACUAGGCAUUCAGCCAAAGGCACGCACUUUACCAAAAAGGCAUACAUCUGGGAGAACCAGCUGACGUCUCUCGAAGAUUGGGUAACUGAGGAAAAGAAGAGGGUGGCGAGUGAAUCUAAGAUCAAUGGUUGCACCAUCAAGAGCAACAAUGACCUGCAGUAUGCAGACCUCAUCAUCCUCACAUCACAGCGCAUCUAUGAGGGAGCUCUUUAUGAUCCGAGAAUCCUCCCCGACUACCGUGGAUCGUACUUCAAACUAUGUCAGAAUAAGCUUAAACAGCUAAACAUCUUCGACACCCCAGAUAACAACUGCAAGUUGGUGCCCAUGCAUGAGAUGUACGCGAAAUUAAGACCAGGGACGCUUAUUCUCACUGUCUGCAAGGCGCACAUAUAUAACAUUGUGCAGAAUGGGCUACCAACGAGCACAUUCCAACUGGCAGUACAAGCGAUCAAGAUCCUUGAUCCAUCUGACAAGCCUGUCAAAGAACGAAUUUAUCCCAAUUCUCUCCCCAACUUCGACAGACAUGUCGAAGGAUAA